Messenger RNA from Octopus bimaculoides (California two-spot octopus), 2984 nucleotides. RefSeq lists its product as uncharacterized. Lineage: Eukaryota; Metazoa; Mollusca; Cephalopoda; Octopoda; Octopodidae. The record is from RefSeq and is a predicted model, not a curated record.
UCCAUGAUUUAUAGGUUGACUACAUUGUAUUAAUUACCAGAAAAGUUGAAUUAGGUUUUCAUUUACAUUUCAUUUCAGUUGUGUGUAUAGAGAUCUUAAUGGAAUAUCUCGCUUGCUUAAUGUUUCAAUUAAUGAACAAAAUCAUGAAUAUUUGCUACUGAAGCUGAAAUUUUUGCUGCUCUGUUACACACAAACACACACAUACACACACACAGUGUUUUAGGAAUUUCAAGGUGAGAGAAAAAUUUAAUGAGCUGUUAAUUAGAAAAGUCUUCCAAUUAAGAGUUCGAUGAGAUGACAGAAAUGGAAGUGAAGCACAGGACAGUGAAAACUCCAGCAUUUAAGGAGGAUUUAUUUCAAAAUGAAAUUAAUUUAUUGGACAGUUCUGGGAAAAUUCAUGUCCGAAACUUACCAUAUUAUUUUGAGACGUUUAGUCAGCAGCGUCCAAUGGUUUUAAACACAUCUAGUGACCAAUUAGUGUCAGGGUAUCAGGAUGGAAGCAGACCUUCCAGACUGGCUGGUCCUUCUGGCUUACAUAUGAAGGCUCUGAAAGCAAGAUCAGCAGGCACAUCAAGGAGGAGUGGGGAGUCGUAUUACAGUCAAUUGGAUUCUGGUGUUUCUGAAAGAAACAAGCGGAACAAAGAUACAAUACCUGUCACCAGUAGAAGUGAAUGUACAGCAUCAACACCACAGAAACAGUCAAGUUAUGACACAUUUUUAAACUAUCUUGUGUGGAAAAUGGGUCAUAGACCAGAGUUACAGAAAAAUGCCAGGCAAUUGAUUGUGCUGAAAAGUGAACCGGAUCUUCCAGACUUUGUUUAUCCUAAAGACUUACAUCCCAAAAUAUUUUGGCGUGAUGUCAGGCAGCCCUUGGACCGAAUGUCACGUAAAUCUCUAAGAUCAGAUUAUGGCCAGAGAAAUUUUUUACGCUCUCAGAAUUCGAAGAGAACAGUCGUGCCAAGUUCUCCAGCAGCUACUUUGGCCACAGAUAAAAAUAUGGAUUUUGAAACCAACCAAAUUCUGAAAGAACAUUCUGGAACUGGUACAAGUGAGAACAAAGAACAGAAACGUAAAUCUCGUCAUUCUGGCGGACGAAAGAAAAAAUCCAGAAAAACAUCGAAACGAAAAAAGAACUCAAAACAUGGGAAACAUAAAGAGAAUGACUUCCAUGAUUGCAAAGUUCUUGACACGGAUUCAGAGAGUUCUUCUGAAGAUGAUGGUAAUACAAGUGAUGCCAGUGUUGAAUCUUGCGGAAAAAAUAUGAAUAAGAAUAGGAGACCAAAGAAAGAGAGAAAAGUGAUUCCAGGUCAAAGACAAGCAAGAGAUGAAGAAAUGGAAGAAGGCCAUCAAAUGGAAAAGGAGGAAAAAGAAAAUGGUAAGAAUGAAGAGGAUGGAAACAAGAUGGAAAAAACUUCUAGCUUUGAGUUUGGGAAAGAGAUUCCUGCUUUACCAGGUUAUAAACUUGAGUCAAGGAUGCCACAGAGACUCUCCACAAGAAAGAGAUCAGCUUUGUCUCCAUUGAAGAGAAAUAAAACUGAGUCUGAGAAAAUAACAGAACCAGAAAGAAGGAUGUUUAGUUCUUCCAAAUUCAUGAGAACAGAGAGGAAAAAUGAUAAAGAGAAUAUGCAAUCUUGGCUUAAAGAACAACUUGACUUUAGUUUGAAACCUUGUCGCUUUGAGUUACCUGUUGACAGUCGACAACUUGAAGCUUCAAGUCCUGAAGAGUAUUUAAGAACGUACUGCAUUGUUACAUCUCAAUUCCACAGUCUUUACAAAACUGUCUUCAAGAAAUAUCAGAUUCCUGCCACGUUAAUGAUAGAAUAUAAGAAUCUUGAAGUUGCUUUACGAGAUGUUGCUGUAAACAGUUUUAGUGUUGAGAAGCUAAAGAUAAUUGGCAGCCUCGUUAACCUUAAUGAGACUUCCACUAUUGAUUAUAAACUAUUUGCUGGAAUGGCAGCAUUAGCAGAACGACUCACAGACUCCAGCAUUAAAAGCUUGAAGCAAUCUGAAUUAUUCCAAGAUGGAAAUGUGAAGAAAGAAGGAAUUGAAGUAGCAGAUUUCUCAGCUUUGGAUUGGAAAUUUAAAGAUAUUGACAUUAACAAAAACAUGAAACAACUUUUGAGAAUUAUUGCUCUUUAAACGGCAAGAAUUCAUCAAUUUCUCUUAAAUUGGUAAAUUUCUUGGUUUCAAAUUUUGGCACAAAACCAGCAAUUUUGGGUGGGUGGUGGUGUAAGUCGAAUGCAUCACCCCCACCCCCACCCACGUGUUCAACUGGUCCUUAAUUUAUUGGUCCUAAACGGAUGAAAGGCAAAGUUGACCUUGGUGGAAUUUGAACUUAGAUCAUAUAGGUAUGAAAUGCUGUGAAGCAUUUUGCCUGAGUGUGCUAACAAUUCUGCCAGAUCACCACAUUAAAUUAAUUAAUUUAUCAAGAAACUACUAACAGGGUUCUUGAUUUAGGCAUAAGGCCAGCAAUUCCAUUGAUCCCAGUAUUUGACUGGUACUUUAUUUCAUUGAGCCUGAAAAAACAAAGUUGACCUUGGUGGGGUUGGAACUCAGAGAAAUUAAUCAUGUUAAAGAAUUUUAAAAUUGUCUGGUUCAUUAUGAAUGAUAAGUGAUCAUUUACCAUUUAUAUUUCUUAAGUUUGUCUCAACAGAUUUUCUAUAGAAUUUACAGCCAACACUGAAAGUCAUGAUGUUUCAUUAUGUUUGGUGCUGGUUCUGACUUUGAUAGAAUAUCUGUAGAGAUACACUUGAAAUGAAAACAACACACUGCAAACAUGUGGGACUAUGCUAUGGUUGCAAAACGGAAUAUGGUGUCCCUGUGAACAAUUAAUAUGUACUUAGCAUUUAUAAUGAGAUAGAAUUAUAUUUUCAAACAUUUAAUAUCUUCUGUGUCAUUCUGAAUACGAUUGAAGGUGACUAUUCUUAAAGAAAUAAAACAGAAAAACAAGAAAUUAUAAAAUUGAAGAAAAUGAUUUUGAAGAA